AUGUGCUGGUCAUUGUCAACUCACCCUCACUCUAGCGAAGCACUCCAACAAAGGCCCUCGGAGGAGGCAGAUGCCAUCAUCGCUGUCACGCAUGGCUUCCUCGCCGCACUGAGCACCAAAUCCCGAGUCGACUUCGAGAAACACUGUGUUCGAGCUGGAGGAAUGUCCCUCUCACCUCCAUCUCCGACUACCCUGCGCUUCUGCACGAUCGGUUCGUUUGUUGAGCAUGUCGCCACGCUCAAGGAUGAUAUCGAUGAGCGUAUCUGGGAUCCCGAGGUCAAGGUGCAGGAGUAUGGUAAUCUAGCUGCUGUGUGGGCGCCUUUCAGGUCGAAGAUAAACGGGGUCGUGGACCACGUUGGUGUCGAGCUUUUUAUCUUGCAUAAGCUCAACGGGACAUGGAAGGUCACGGGGCUGGCGGAUUCGUGUCGGCGGCCAACCGAGGAGGAGAAGUUAUUGGAAUGA
Messenger RNA from Penicillium canescens, 462 nucleotides. RefSeq lists its product as uncharacterized. NCBI's taxonomy places the organism in Eukaryota, Fungi, Ascomycota, Eurotiomycetes, Eurotiales, Aspergillaceae. The coding region runs from base 1 to 462 and encodes 153 amino acids. The record is from RefSeq and is a predicted model, not a curated record. The transcript has a single exon.